Molecule: messenger RNA, 1191 nt
Organism: Prunus dulcis (almond)
Lineage: Eukaryota; Viridiplantae; Streptophyta; Magnoliopsida; Rosales; Rosaceae
Product: LOB domain-containing protein 22-like
Exons: 1
Coding region: 154-1059 (301 amino acids)
Source: RefSeq, a predicted model, not a curated record
AUCCCUCAUCCCACUUCCCCCUUCAUUUCCAUUGAGAAAAUAAGGGAAACCCCCCAGAAAAAAAAGCCUCAUCAAGAAAAAAAACCGCCUCUACCACCCCCGCCGGAGACGCAUUCGAUUACCAACAACAAAUCAACCCAAAAAGAAAUUAUCAUGAGUAGUAUUAGCAACCAUACUCAUCAUCAAAUCCCAACACCAACAACACCUACUACAACAAAAGGUAACGGCAACGCCCAAGCUUGCGCUGCUUGCAAAUACCAACGCAGGAAGUGCGCUCCUGAUUGCAUUCUCGCCCCUUUUUUCCCUCACGAUCGCCAACGCCAGUUCCUCAACGCUCAUAAAUUGUUUGGCGUCAGCAACAUCACAAAAAUUAUCAAACACCUUAAUCUAUCCGACAAGGAAGAGGCCAUGCGCACCAUCAUCUUCCAGUCUGAUAUUCGAGCCAACGAUCCUGUUGGCGGGUGCUACAGAAUCAUUCGGGAGCUGCAGCGUCUCAUCGAGUAUAACAAGGCAGAGCUCGACAUUGUUCUUCACCAGCUAGCCAUAUGCAGAGCACAAGCACAAGCACAGCAGCAGCAGCAGCAGAACCAGAUUCAAAUCCCAGAAGUUGGAGAUCAGAAUUCAUGUGAUCAGUUGAUUAAUAUGGACCCUUUGAGUUUUUACAACAACCAAGUUGCCCAUUACCAUUAUGUUCAGCCUCAUCCUCAUGCAUUGCCUGCUGUGCAACAAGAACAACAGCAACAAGAAGUGCCCUAUGUGCUUGUUCAAAAUAACAAUAUUAAUAGCCCUAAUAGUAAUAGCAAUAACAAUAAUAAUAACCCACAUCAGCAUUUGCAUGAAGAUAUGAACAUGUGGGCCAUGCAAGAUUCUAUGUCUUCAUUGGAUAUCAAGCAUGGUGGUGGUAUGAAUGCCAAUGAUUGUGAAGAUUUGAAGCCCUUUGUUGAGAUUCCUUGUGAUGAUGAUCAGAGAAAUGGGGAGGUCAGGUUCCAGCCUGAGGAUAUUGGUGAUCAUCAGCAGAGGUUUGUAGUACCAAACACAAAAUUACUUAUAUCAUCAUAAUGUUUCUUUUAUCUUUUAUCUUUUUUAAAUUAAGGGAGAGUUGGGUUAGAUUCAAGGGUGAAGUUUUACCGCUUGAGUUAGAAGCCCCUACAUGAUUUUAAAUUAUAUGUAGCUAAUCUUCUUUAUGAUUCA